AUGGCUACCCGCCUGAAAACUGACCAGCGGGUACUCAAUGUCCUGAUCUACGCAGGAGCGGGAGUAACCCCCGAAUGUCUCCGCCAAUGCACCCAGUCCCUGAAGCGUCUCGUGGGAUCCAAAUAUGCUGUUUCCCACAUAACAGCAUCGACUCUCAAGACCGAACCCUGGCAGUCAACUUGUGCUCUGUUGGUUUUUCCUGGUGGCGCCGACCUCCCCUUCUGUCGCGACCUCAACGGCCCCGGCAACCGCGUCAUUGCCGACUACGUCCGCAACGGAGGAGCUUACUUGGGCUUCUGCGCCGGAGGCUACUAUGGCAGCGGCCAGUGUUGGUUUCAGCUCGAUGACCCAAGCCAGGAUGUCAAGGGCCCGAGAGAGCUGGCUUUCUUCCCGGGCACUUGCGGUGGUCCUGCCUUUAAGGGAUUCCAAUACCACUGUGAAAUGGGCGCCAAGGCUGCCAAACUUUCUGUGAGAAAGGAAGCCUUCACUGGUGGCCAAGCGCCGCCUGAUGUCUUCAAAUCGUACUACAAUGGAGGCGGAGUCUUCCUCAAUGCCGAGGCGAUGGAAUCCGACGGGGUCGAAAUCCUUGCCGAAUAUGCAGACCGUAUCGAUUUCCCGUCUGGUAAGACACAGGCUGCUGUGGUAUUUUGCAAGGUUGGUCAGGGUAAAGCCAUACUCACAGGACCACACCCAGAAUUCUCUGGCACCUCUUUGAAAUCGCAGCCUGACAUCCCGGGUUACGACAAGCUUGUAGAGGAGGUGACGGCGGACGAAAGUGCACGACUGGAAUUCCUUGCGGCAUGUCUCAGCAAGAUGGGGCUGUCACUCUCUCCCAAGGCUGCAUGGGAUGAUAUUCCCCGACUAACGACCAUGUUGAACAUCUACUGCCAGGGAGGGCACCUUGAGUCCCUCCUAAACCGCCUCACGGGGCGAAGCUAUGCGGUCAUAACUGAUGGGAGCAUCUGGCUCGAGGAUAAGUACGGAUCGGAUAUGUUCCAUCUCGAGUGGACUACUGACGGCUCAUGUUCAACCAACUACGAACCACGAAAGUCUGACAAAAUUACUUGGCGACUCAAUGUUGGCUCUAAGGUAGCAGGCCAAGGGGACGACGAGUCAGGCACAGAGUUUGACCACGACAUUUACUACGCUAGCUUGGAAGAAUUUAGAACGCUUGAAUCCAGCCGUGGGUUCAGUACAUGGAAGCAAGCAUUGGGGACACAUGGCGCAUGGUGUCCGACCCUAAGCUGGGGCAACCACUUGAUGUAUGGGGACACUGUCACGAGUACUAAUACUUUGCUCUCAAGCAACCCCCAGCUUCUUUCCAAACUAGAGUCCGGCUUCACCUUUACCGCCACUCGCCAGGUGGCAGGCCGUGGCCGGGGCAACAACGUCUGGGUCUCCCCCGCCGGCUGCUUGAUAAUGUCAACGGUCAUCAACCACUCAGCGAAUGUAAUUGCUUCACGCCCGUUAGGCUUCUUCAAUUAUCUGGCGGCAAUUGCUAUCGUCGAGGCCAUCAAGGGAUACGACCACGAGGAUGACAUUUACCAAAAGUUGGACGUCAAGAUCAAGUGGCCGAACGACAUCUACGUUCGAGACCCGAGCAAGCCCAACGAGCCAGCCUACGUCAAAGUUGGCGGUAUCCUCGCCAACUGUUCUUACAGCGCUCCGAAUUAUCAGGUUGUCCUCGGCAUCGGACUCAACACGAACAACGCCCAACCCACGACCAGUCUCGAUGCACUUCUUAAGUGGACUGCUAGCAUGCUAGAAGGCGACAAGCCAUCUCCACCGCCGUUCAACAUAGAACGCCUGGUGGCCAGAAUUGUCAUCUGCCUCGAGAUCCUCUACGACCACUUCCUGCGGAAGGGCUUCUCGGACGAGGUGGAAGCCUUGUACUACAAGCAUUGGCUGCAUACCAACCAGAUCGUCACCCUUGAAGAUGAAGACGGCGUGAAGGCCCGCGUACUGGGUAUCACCAAGGACCAAGGCCUUCUGGUGGCCGAGGAGGUCAUGGAGGACGGCAUCGAACUGAACUCGUGGAAGGGAACGGGUACAAUGUUCCAGUUGCAGAGCGACGAGAACGGGUUCGACUACUGGAAGGGACUGAUCAAGAGGAAGGUCUAGCAGAAAAUCACUGACAUUCCUAUUUCUGUUUCGGUUCCCAAGUUCGCCCAACCUCCCGGUCACAGCAAUGGGGUAUUUGAGAUGUCUCCUUCCGCUGAGACAUUUCAUGGGCCUCUAUCGGUUCAGUCUCGGCCCUUCAAGAGACCAUAUUCACCUGAGGUAACCGUGACUGUUACUGAGCUUCCUGAGACUCCGGCAACGACUCCCAAGAAGGCGAGAAUCACUCCCGACAUGAAACCAGCCCAGUUGAUCCCAGCCAUCGUGGUGACUUCGCCGGGCAGAACGAGCCGUGUCCCACACCCGGGAUACUGGUGGUAUGGGUGAUCAUGCCUGAACUUCUUGGUACCUUGCUGCAGUCAGCGCAAGUCUCUUUGCUCGGAAAUCAUUUUGAGCCGAUGGAACAAGUUGUCAGAGUUUGGUACCAUCACAGCCAGGUUUGCAUUCUCUUUAGAAUUUGGUUGGCAUUUUUCGAGGAAUUCAUUUCAGAAAAGAACAGCGAAACAUGGUAUAUGAGGUUAGAGUAGAUGGCACAUGAGCGUUAUGAUACAACAAGCGUUGCAGUUGCAGAUGUAGACACUGGAUACCGUUGGUACCACUAUUGUCAUAAGAGAUACAAAUAGAGUGCAGCCUUUCCAACAUGUAAAGCCAUGACGAGAGUACAUAGUCAAAGUUACCUACCUAGAGGUACCUGGUGUAGCUACCAGUGCUUUCAUGAACUCAUAGCGAG
Molecule: messenger RNA, 2848 nt
Organism: Neurospora tetrasperma FGSC 2508
Lineage: Eukaryota; Fungi; Ascomycota; Sordariomycetes; Sordariales; Sordariaceae
Exons: 4
Coding region: 1-2121 (706 amino acids)
Biological process (GO): protein modification process
Cellular component (GO): cytoplasm
Molecular function (GO): biotin--[biotin carboxyl-carrier protein] ligase activity
Source: RefSeq, a predicted model, not a curated record